GAGGAGCGCUACUUCCAGCGCGCCCUCGUCGCGGCCUGCGAGGGCGGCGAGCGCUCCGCGGCGCUCGGCGCACUCGCGCGCGCGCGGGAGCGUGGCCUUGCGGUCGGCGAGGGCCUGAUCCAGCACGGGCUGGCGGCCUGUGCGCGCGAGGGCCGCUGCGAGCUGGCGGUGGAGCUGCUCCGUGCCAUCGAGGCCGCCGCGGGCCAUCCGCCCUCGCUGCGCGCGCGGACGGCGUGCAUCGGCGCCUGCAGCAAGGACCCGCGGGACCUGCACCGCGCGCUGGAGGUCCUCGACGGCCUUGUCUGCGCCGGCCUGCCGCUCGACGGCGUCGCCCGCGUGGCGGGCGCCGUGGCGCUUGGGCGCGCUGGCCUCUGGCAGCGCGCGCUGCAGUUCCUCGACGAGGGCUCACCUGUGGAG
This is a messenger RNA of Prorocentrum cordatum, 417 nucleotides long. NCBI's taxonomy places the organism in Eukaryota, Dinophyceae, Prorocentrales, Prorocentraceae. The record is from the annotation of a GenBank genome assembly.